Molecule: messenger RNA, 2013 nt
Organism: Mandrillus leucophaeus (drill)
Lineage: Eukaryota; Metazoa; Chordata; Mammalia; Primates; Cercopithecidae
Gene: SLCO1B7
Product: solute carrier organic anion transporter family, member 1B7 (non-functional)
Exons: 14
Biological process (GO): transmembrane transport; sodium-independent organic anion transport
Cellular component (GO): membrane
Molecular function (GO): protein binding
Source: RefSeq, a predicted model, not a curated record
AAAAAAAAAAAAAGAAAGAAAAAAGGAUUUCAAUUUAUUUCCGUCCUGUCAUUCAGCUAUGUUGCUAAAGCACUAAGUGGAAUUUUUAUGAAAAUAUCCACCACUCAAAUAGAAAGGAGAUUUGAAAUAUCCUCUUCUCUUGCUGGUGUAAUUGAUGGAAGCUUCGAAAUAGGAAAUUUGCUUGUGAUUGUAUUUGUAAGUUACUUUGGAUCUAAACUACACAGACCGAAGUUAAUUGGAAUUGGUUGUUUCCUUAUGGGAACUGGAAGUAUUUUGAUGGCUUUACCACAUUUCUUCAUGGGAUAUUACAGGUAUUCUAAAGAAACCAAUAUUGAUCCAUCAGAAAAUUCAACAUCAAACUUACCAAACUGUUUAAGUAAUCAAAUGCUAUCACUCAAUAAAACACCAUCUGAGAUAGUAGAAAGAGGUUGUGUGAAGGAAUCUGGGUCACACAUGUGGAUCUAUGUCUUCCUGGGUAAUGUGCUUCGUGGCAUAGGAGAAUCCCCCAUAGUACCAUUGGGGAUUUCUUACAUUGAUGAUUUCGCAAAAGAAGGACAUUCUUCCUUGUACAUAGGUACUGUGAAUGCAAUGGGAAUGAUUGGUCUAGUUUUUGGCUUUAUGCUGGGAUCUCUGUUUGCUAAAAUGUAUGUGGAUAUCGGAUAUGUGGAUCUGAGCACUAUCAGGAUAACUCCUAAGGACUCUCGUUGGGUUGGAGCUUGGUGGCUUGGUUUCCUUGUGUCUGGAAUAUUAUCCAUUAUUUCUUCUAUACCAUUCUUUUUCCUGCUCCCAAAUCCAAAUAAACCACAGAAAGAAAGGAAAGUUUCACUAUUUUUGCAUGUGCUAAAAACAAAUGAUAAAAGGAAUCAAAUAGCUAAUUUGACCAACCGAGGAAAAAAUAUUACCAAAAAUGUGACCGGUUUUUUCCAGUCUUUGAAAAGCAUCCUUACCAAUCCCCUGUAUGUUAUAUUUGUAAUUUUUACAUUGUUACACAUGAGCAGCUACAUUGCUUCUAUUACUUAUAUCAUUAAAAUCAUGGAGCAACAGUAUGGUCGGUCUGCAUCUGAGACUAACUUUUUGUUGGGUAAGAUAUAUUUUUACCUGUUUGCUUGACAAAUGAAACAUUACUGAGUACUUGUGAAGAAAUUAUUUUUGUCUCUCUUAUCUUCCCUCCUCCUUUAUUUCCCCUCUACUUCCCCCUUGUCUCUCUCCUCCUCUUCCUUCUUUUCUUCCACUAUCUUCUCUUUCUCUCUUUUUGAUAUAUGUCUAUCAUAUAUUUUCAGAAAUAGUCCAGUAAGAUCUCAUGUAGAUGUACCACUUUCUUAUUGCAACUCAGAGUGCAAUUGUGAUGAAAGUCAAUGGGAACCAGUUUGUGGGAACAAUGGAAUAACUUACAUCUCACCUUGUCUAGCAGGAUGCAAAUCUUCAAGUGGUAAUAAAGAGCCCAUAGUGUUUUAUAACUGCAGCUGUGUGGAAGUAACCGGUCUCCAGAACAAAAAUUACUCAGUGCACCUGGGUGAAUGCCCAAGAGAUGAUGCUUGUACAAGGAAAUUUUAUGUUUAUUUUGCAGUUAAAGUCUUAGAUUCUUUCCUCUGUGCAAUUGGACUUACCUCAUAUUCCAUGCUGGUGAUUAAGAUUGUUCAACCUGAAUUGAAAGCACUUGCAAUCGGCUUCCAUUCAAUGAUUUUGCGAUCACUAGGAGGUAUUCUAGUUCCAAUAUAUUUUGGGGCUCUGAUUGAUACAACGUGUAUGAAGUGGUCCACCACCAGCUGUGGAGCACGAGGAGCUUGUAGGAUAUAUAAUUCCACAUUUUUGGGAAGAGCCUUCUUCGGCUUGAAGGUAGCCCUAGUGUUCCCAGUACUUGUUUUACUUACUGUAUUUAUUUUUAUUGUAAAGAAAAAAUUCCGUGGAAAGGAUACCAAAGUAUCAGAAAAUGAAAGACAAGUAAUGGAUGAAGCAAACUUAGAAUUCUUAAACAACAGUGAACAGUUUGCACCAUCUACUGAAGAAGAGUAA